CGCUCGCCGCGGUGCCCGCAGCCCGAGCCGCAUGACGCGCGCAGGAGGCAGCGCCCGCGAGGCCCCCGCGCGCCCCCGCCGCCCCCGUGUGGCCGCCGCCGCCGCAGCCGCCGCGCUGUCCCCGGAGAGGCCCGCGGCGGGCGGAGCGGGAGCGGGAGCGGGGCCGGGGCCAGGGCUGCCGGGCGCGCGCGGGCGGCGGGGGCGGAGGCGGCCGGGUCCGCGCGUCCGGGGCGCGCUGCAGGGCGCGCGGGGCAUGGAGCCCGGGCUGCGCGGGGCGCUGCUGCUGCUGCUGCGCCUGGGCCAGCUCCUGUGCCCAGGCCAGGCCCUCGCUUCCUCUCAGAGCUCCCCAGCAACCACAACAGAGACGACUUCCUUGCGGGGCAGCCCAGGGACCUUUGACAACAUCACCAGCCUGGGGCCAGCUGGUGACCUCGGGGCCACUUGGCCCACCUCCAGUGGCCCCGGGUCCUGGACCACUGGUCCUGCCACGCCCACAGCAACGACACAGGGCGGCUUCCAGGAGACCUCGCCCGAGGCAGGAGGUCCAGCUGUGAAAAACCUUGAAGUGCUUUCCGUCGGUCCAACCAGUGUGGUCCUAAGUUGGAAACAUGAAGACCAAGCCACUUCUGCGUUCUGGUACAGCAUAAAGGAUGAGACAAGCAGAGAAUGGGUCACUCAGCCAGUGCAGCAAACACAGUACAACAUCACAGGCUUGAGUCCGGCGACACCAUAUAGGUUCUCUGUAUCUCUAGGAAGGAACAAGACCUUGGCAGAGGCCGCUUUCAUCAAUGUCACAACGGAGCCUCUUCCGGUGUCUGGUCUGAGCGUGGCCUUCAUGGGGGAGACACAGGUUGUCCUUAUCUGGGGCAGUGACAAUGGCACCGCGUCCUGCAGGCUGUUUCUUGAAAGUCACGAGAUGCGGAUCAACAUUUCAGACCUGAAGCCUAGGUUUCGGCAAGUCCUUCUUCGUCCACAACCCAGCAAGACACAGAGUGAAAGGAGCUCAGAUGCUGGUGGUACAGUGAGCAGCACUUCGGAGAGCCCGGGCUUGGGUUGGAUCUGGAAACCUCUUGAAAAUGCAGGCCCAGCCCUUGGCCAGGAGAACCAAGACACAGAAGUUCUGAUCAGCGGGUUAAAGACAAAUGUGCAGUACAAAGCCACUGUUUACCCUCGGGCGGCAGACGGCACAGAGGGAUGGCCCAGCAGCUUGGAGUUCAGAACAAAUUCCGAGCAGGUGAUUGACAUCAAACCUGUGAACGUCAGUGCCACGAGCCUCAGCCUGACCUGGACAGUGAGACACAACGGGUCGUCCUCUGCCUAUACCUAUGAGAUCCACGUGGCUGGGCACGAUAAGUCCCUCACCCUUAGUGUCAAUGAGACUUACGCCAACAUCAGUGGCCUCCGCUCGAGCACCCUGUACAACAUCACAGUGCGUCCUUUCCUGGGAGAAGUGGAGGGCACACCAGGUUUCCUCCAGGUGUACACUUCUCCUUUUCCAGUCUCUGACUUCCAAGUGACAAGUGUGGGCAUGAGGGAAAUUGGCUUGGCAUGGAACAGCAGCGACUCAGAGUCCUUUAUAAUUGACACAACCCAGGAAAUGUCUGGAGAAUGUCACAGCAAUGUGACCAGCGACCUGCAGAUUCUCAUUGGGGGCUUAAGGCCUGCAACCAACUACCAUUUUAAAAUAGUUCCACAAGGACCCAACGGGACUAAAGGGGAGCCCACAACCAUUCACAGUCGGACUGCCUCCAGUGCAGUUUCUAACAUCAUCGUAGUUAAUGUCACCAGCACAGAGAUGGCGCUGGAGUGGCAAAACACAGACCAUGCCGCUAAAUACGUCUACCACGUGCGGAUCCAGUCUGCCAAUGGCUCGAGGGAAACAAACAGCUCUCAGGAGGCAAUCUUGCUGUCGGACCUCUGCCCGGGCACCCCCUAUAACAUCUCCAUCUCUCCUGUGCUGGACCAGGUCUGGGGGAACUCCAGCAGCAUCGUGCAGUACACUCGGCCCAGCAGUGUGUCUGACAUUGAAGUAAGUGCCAACGCUACGGCGGCCUACCUGAAAUGGGAGAGCCUGGAUACAGCCUCUCCUACCUACUCCUACCACCUUCUUAUCAAGGAGGAUGGGGAUGGUGGCAGCACCACACAGAACAUCACUGUCACUGGAGUCACGCAUGACACAAUCCUUGGAUUAGUACCGGGCUCAUCUUACACUGUGGAGAUCUUUGCAGAAGUCGGGGGUGUUGAGUCCCUGGUUCCCAGCUGGAAGAACUUCUGCACAGAGUCUGCCCCUGUGGUCUCCUUUCAUUGUCACACGGUUCCCCGGAACUCCAGCUUGGUCCUGACAUGGAGCCGCCCUCCUGGCAACCAUAUCAGCUUCCAGCUGGGGCUCAGCAGUGGGACCUCGGUUAAUACAGUGUAUCACCUGGAGGGCUGCUGCCCAGAUAACAGCACCGACUGUAGGACCGAAGUCCCGAGUUUGAAUUACUCCACAUGGUACAACAUCAGCAUUGCUACGGAGUCCUGCGGGGCCACAGCGGCUGCCGCCCAAAACACCUGCCUCACGGGCAUCACAGAACCUCCUGCCCCCGACGGUCCCCCGAGCAUCACAUCAAUCACCCACAACUCGGUCAGAGUCCAGUUUAGCGGGUUUGAAGCCAGCCACGGCCCCAUCAGAGCCUACGCCGUCGUCCUCAGCACUGGAGAGGCCAACCGCCCUACUCCAGAUGUUCUGAGAUACACCUAUGCCGAUUUCAAAAAGGGCACCUCAAAAACCUAUGUGACAUACCUCAUAUGCACGGAGGACGAGGUGCCGUCCCAGCGCUCAACCAGAACCUUGAAAUACGAGAUUGAAGUCGGCAAUGAGUCCAUCACGGAGGGCUACCACAAUGGCAAACUGGAACCACUGGGCUCCUACCGGGUCUGUGUGGCUGGCUUCACCAACAUCAGCUUCAGCCUUCAGCAUGACAGACUCAUCAAUGGGGCUGAGAGCUACGUGUCCUUCAGCCCCUACUCGAAGGCUGUGUUCUUGCCUCAGGACCCAGGUGUCAUCUGUGGAGCUGUGUUUGGAUGCAUCUUUGGUGCCCUGGUCAUUGUGGCUGUGGGAGGCUUCAUCUUCUGGAGAAAGAAAAGGAAAGAUGCAAAGAACAGUGACGUGUCCUUUUCCCAAAUUAAACCUAAAAAGUCCAAGUUGAUCAGAGUGGAGAAUUUUGAGGCUUAUUUUAAGAAGCAGCAGGCUGAUUCCAACUGCGGGUUUGCGGAGGAGUAUGAAGAUCUGAAGCUGGUUGGAAUCAGUUUGCCUAAAUACGCUGCCGAGCUGGCUGAGAACAGAGGGAAGAAUCGCUACAACAAUGUCCUGCCCUAUGAUACUUCUCGUGUCAAGCUUUCAGUCCAGACCCAUUCCACAGACGACUACAUCAAUGCCAACUACAUGCCUGGCUACCAUUCCAAGAGAGAUUUUAUUGCCACACAAGGGCCUUUGGUCAAUACUUUGAAAGAUUUUUGGCGUAUGGUCUGGGAGAAAAAUGUAUAUGCCAUUGUUAUGUUGACCAAAUGUGUUGAACAGGGAAGGACCAAAUGUGAAGAGUACUGGCCUUCUAAGCAGGCCCAGGACUACGGGGACAUAACUGUGGCAAUGAUAGCAGAAAUUGUUCUCCCAGAGUGGACCAUCAGAGAUUUCACAGUGAAAAAUGUACAGACAAGUGACAGUCACCGGCUGAGACAGUUCCAUUUCACCUCUUGGCCGGACCACGGUGUCCCCGACACCACAGACCUGCUCAUCAACUUCCGGUACCUGGUUCGGGACUACAUGAAGCAGAGUCCUCCGGAGUCCCCGAUUCUGGUGCACUGCAGCGCUGGCGUUGGCAGGACGGGCACUUUCAUUGCUAUUGAUCGUCUCAUCUAUCAGAUCGAGAACGAGAACACUGUGGAUGUGUAUGGCAUUGUGUAUGACCUCCGCAUGCAUCGCCCCCUCAUGGUGCAGACCGAGGAUCAGUAUGUUUUCCUAAACCAGUGUGUCUUGGAUAUAGUCCGAUCACAGAGAGACUCCAAAGUGGAUCUCAUCUACCAGAAUACCACUGCAAUGACCAUCUAUGAGAACCUGGAGCCGGGAGGCAUGUUCGGAAAGACCAAUGGUUACAUCGCCUGAGUCCAAAGCAGAGGCCCUGGAGGGCAGCCGGACAUCACCCCCACAGCCACGGAGAAUGCCCUGGUCCACCUGUUUUCCUGUGUCUCAAAUCUCAGUUCUCUGUUGUGUUCUGCUAGGAGCCGGCUGUGGGCAGGGUGUGAAGCCGAGCUGGUGAAACCUGGCAGCCACAAGGUGCAGCUGGGGCCGUGGGCUGUGGUGGGGGCGGGGAGUCAAUCGCUCACAUUCCUCAUGACCAAUGGGAAGAGUUCAUUUGCCAUUUUCCUUGGAAUUUGUGGAAAACCAGAAAAAGUGAGCUAGGAUUUUUUUUUCCAAAACAGGUUUAAAAAAAAAAAAAACAGCAAGACAUUUUUCUGUGAUUCACAUGCUUCUGCCAGGAUUGUGUUGGGUUGAAUAUAUUUUAAGUAUCAGAGGUCUAUUUUUACCCACUGUGUCUUGGGAUUGAGCUGAUGGAAAACACACAAUUGCAGGCGGUUCUUGUGUCAGGAGGGGUAGAGUGGCGCCUCUUCCGGUUGGGUUUUCUAUUUGAACAUGUGCCUUUUCUGAAUUAUGCUUCCACAGGCAAAACUCAGUAGAUUUCUCUAUUUUUGUACUGAAUCUCAUAAUUGGAAUAUACGGAAUAUUUAAACAGUAGCUUAGCAGGGAGAUUCACCUUGUAACAUUCCGGUUUUCACUGAUGAGAAGAGACCCCUGCCUUGCCCCUCCCAGUUUCCUGCGGUUCCAGCCCGUUGAUUGGCUGAGAAUGGAAACUACGUAUAUCACGGCCUCCCUGCGGGUGGGCGUGGCGUGCCCGGGGAGUCCUCGGUGACAAAACUCCUGUCCUCCUUCCUGUCUUCUUCCUUUUCUCCUUUCUGUCUUUGGUAAAAAGGAUUAUUUAAAGGUGCAAUAUGUGACUUGUGAUUCCUGAUGCUCUGGGUUUCUAGUAACGUUUUACUCAGGUUGGGAUUUUUAAUGUGUGUCUGUGUGUCCGUGUACAUGUGUGCGUGUGUGUGCGUUUUGAAAAGCGUGGCAAUCUGUGAACACUUCAGUGUGAACUCAGUGUCAGAUGAACCCUCCUUCCCCGAAGUCCACUGGCUUUAGUCUUUGUCUGCAGUGACACACAUUGGUAUCUGCUGUAUAUAUAAAUCCCAAACCCCUACAUCAGUCAUUCCUAGGAAUUGAGGUGUACAAAGUUUGAUUUGUAUUAAAGAUGUAAUUAUUAUUUUUAAAACCUCUUUUCACUCUACUGCUGCUGUAAUUACUUUGAUUUUUUAAAAAAUGUAGAUUAUUAUUAUUUUUUUUGGCUUCAGGUUGUGUAUUCACCAAGGAUAUCAGAAUUUAUAUGGAUGUAUUUUAUUGGUACCUAAUCUGUAAACUUGGCAAGGCAUUAACAUGAAAGGAUUGGUUUCUUUUCUUUUAUGCUGUGGCUCAGGUUAUGUGGAAGAUGUUUUGAGUUUCUUCUUCAAUAGGCAAUGAAGUAUCCAUGGUCAGAUGAAGGAAUCACCAAGUCCCGGAGCCCUGUGGCCGCUUUCCGCUCAGGACUCAGGUUUCCUGUUUAAACAGGCUGGGGGGCCUUUGGUGGCCUGGUCCCUGUGGGCCCCAGUGGGCCUCUGUCCUGUCCGGAUGCUGCUGGGCUCUGCACUUCCCCUGCACUUUGAUGACAGCCCAGAGGUGUUAAUGGGUACAUGAGGGCUCUGAAGGGUGUACUGCAAUGGACCUCAGGCCCUAAAAUUGUUCCCAUUUCGUGCUGUCUCUGACCCCCGCCCCUGCCCCUUGGAGGUACUGAAAGGAUUAAAAGGAGGGAUCGUGGCAGCGUCAUAUUUGGUGGAGAAUUUUACUUCUCAAAUGGAAAUUGCACUUUCUGCAAAUCCUUUGCAUUUGUUAGUGUUAAGAGGUUCACUCUGUUUCAGCUCCUUCCAGGAAUGAGUGGGUGGGCCCAGCUGGCUUGGGUUCCCAGGCUGGCCUGUAGGAAUCAGGCUUUGGGCAGGUUGCGCCCCACUCAGGCAGACUGAGGGACUCUGGAGCCUCCCCUCAGCUCCCUGUGAGCCACGCUCCUCCCAUUUGUCAGGAACCCCCUGGGAGGGAGCAUCCUCAGCCUUCCUCCCUUGUCACUGACCUGGAGAAUCAGAGGAAAGGCUUCACCCCUUCAAAAGAGUAAAGCAACAUAAUUGUAAACAUACUGUAUAAAUAUGCGGGCUGGAUGUAGCGGCGUCUGAGGCAGGAGGAUCUCUGUGAGUUUGAGGCCAGCCUGGACUACAUAGUGAAUUCAAGGCAGCCUGCACUGCGUAGUGAGACUGUCUUAAAAAAAAACAAAAACACAAAACCAGGAACCCUCCUCCCUUUUGCCUGGGCUGGGCUUGGGAAGUAUUCAGGCAGCUGCUGCAGUGAGCCCCCUGAGUCAUCGUCAGUCCCGGAGGAGGGCCGCAGUGAGGAGGACUGGAAUUCACUGGGAAGGUCACACGAAGGCCGAGAUGCUCCUGAGAGGCCUCAGGAUGGGCUCUGGGGCUGGUAGGUUAUUUGUAACACAGCCCCUGGAAAGGGAAGAUUCGUUUAAAUGAGAGAACACCAGGCUGGGCAAGACAAGGGCACCACUGGGCUCUGCUGGCCCUCCCAAGAUUGGUGACUGGACACGGGAAACCUCUGGUGGCCCCACCGAGGUGGUGCAGGCUCCAUGCAGCGAAGCAGCCAGUGAGGGCUUCGAGUUCCACGAAGUGCAUCUGGGCAGUGGCUUCCUGUCCCAAGAACAAAGAUUGUCUGUCUCCAAAGCUGAGUCUCGUGACCGAGGGCACCGGCCAACAGGGCUGGCAACUGCUCCCCAGGGUCACCUUGUGACUCCAGCAUUGACCUGGCCCCCGUUGCUGCCACUGGAUUUGUGCAGUGAGAGGCUCUGGGAGUCGGGGUGGGUCACCGAGGCUGAGGAUUCCUAUUUUUUUAUUUUCAUUGGGAAUGAAAAAGUUGUUUUCUUUUGCCAUGCUUAAUGGCUCUUGCUGAGCUCAGCAGGUCUGGAGAGCGGAUGUGGAUUUAGCUCAGCAGUGCGGGUUCUGAGUUUGCAGACUACUGGGGGCCGUGGCCUGUCUAAGUAUGCAGCUUGUUCCCCCUGGAGGGGGCCAUAUCACUAGGAUGUGUUGAUGUGGACUUUAAAUUGUAAUUUUCUUGUAACUAUUUUGGAAUGAUGCAUAUUUCUAAUGUUUGUUAUACUUGUACAGAGUAUAGCUGUGAGUUGCUUUUCUUUUUUUUUUUUUUUUAAAGGAAAAAAUGGCCUGGAAAAAAUUUUUAUAAAAAAAGACUUCCAAAUACCAAAUAUAAAAACUGUUGACACAA
Cavia porcellus (domestic guinea pig) is the source of this 7441-nucleotide messenger RNA. It is a transcript of the gene Ptprj, whose product is annotated as protein tyrosine phosphatase receptor type J. The transcript is spliced from 25 exons. Lineage: Eukaryota; Metazoa; Chordata; Mammalia; Rodentia; Caviidae. Gene Ontology annotation, molecular function: protein tyrosine phosphatase activity; protein binding. Gene Ontology annotation, biological process: peptidyl-tyrosine dephosphorylation involved in inactivation of protein kinase activity. The coding region runs from base 32 to 4144 and encodes 1370 amino acids. The record is from RefSeq and is a predicted model, not a curated record. Gene Ontology annotation, cellular component: signaling receptor complex.